GCUAAGAAGCACCAGGCUUUUCUAGUGGAGACAUGUGAAAAUAACGUGAAAGAAUUGGAAUCGAUCUUGGACAGCUUUUCUGUGUCAGGCCAAUGGACAUCAGGCAUCCACAAGGACAAAGAUACACCUCCCAGCUUCUCUGUUGUCCUUGAGACUUUGAGACGUACCUUGACAGAUUACCAGAACAAGCUGGAAGAUGCAUCUAAUGAGCUAAGCAACAUGAAUAAUGCUAAGGAAAAGGCAUCUAAUGAACUUGACUCUACCAAACAGAAGAUAGAAUCUCACACUAAAAAUAUAAAGGACCUUCAGGAUAAGCUGGCGGAUGUCAGUAAAGAGUUAAGUCAUUUACGCACUAAAUGUGCAGACAGAGAGGCUCUAAUAAACACUUUGAAAGUGGAACUACAGAAUGUGCUGCACUGUUGGGAGAAAGAAAAGGCACGAGCAGCCCAAUCUGAGAGUGAACUUCAGAAGCUUUCCCAGGCUUUCCAUAAGGAUACCGAGGAGAAGCUAACCUUCCUUCAUACCUUGUAUCAGCACUUGAUAGCAGGCUCUGUGCUCAUAAAACAACCAGAAGGCAUGCUGGAUAAAUUCUCUUGGUCUGAGCUUUGUGCAGUCUUGCAGGAGAAUGUUGAUGCCCUGAUCGUAGACCUCAACAGGGCUAAUGAGAAGAUAAGUCAUCUAGAGUAUAUCUGUAAAAACAAGUCUGAUACGAUGAAAGAGCUUCAGCAAACCCAGGAAGACACCUUUAACAAAGUGGCAGAGCAGAUCAAAGCCCAGGAGAGCUGCUGGCACAAACAAAAGAAGGAACUGGAGCUGCAGUACUCUGAACUCCUCCUGGAGGUACAGAAGAGGGCACAGAAAUUUCAAGAAAUCGCUGAAAAAAAUAUGGAAAAAUUGAACCGUAUUGAGAAGUCACACGAACAAUUGGUGUUUGAAAAUUCCCACUUCAAAAACUUGUUAUCACAGACCAAAAGGGAAAAGACCUCCUUGCUGGCAGCCUGUGCAUUGAUGGCUGGCGCCUUCUAUCCUCUCUACAGCCGAUCAUCUGCCUUAUCUACACAGAGAGAUUUUCUCCAGGAGCAGGUCAACACUUUUGAGUUGUUAAAAUUGGAAGUUAGAACUCUAGCCCAGGCUUUGUCAACAGUAGAAGAAAAGAAGCAAGAGGAAGCCAAGAUGAAGAAAAAAACAUUCAAAGGAUUGAUACGUGUAUUCCGGAAAGGUGUUAUUGCAAUUUUGGCAGCAAACAGGCUCAAAAUUUUGGCCCAGUCGUGUGUCUCUCUUUUUACCUGGAUGGAGAGUUUCAGAGAAGGCAUAGGCGUGUUAGUGUGUACAGGAGAGCUCAAAGACAAGCAUAAAGUUCCAAAACAUCAAAAGGAGCAGUUUCGUUGUUUGCAAGCUCUCAGUUGGCUCACCAGUACGGACCUUCUUGUUGCAAUAAUCAGUUCCAUGGCUGAAUUACAGGAAGCUAUUAGUAAAACAGAUCCAAAUUCCAGAAUUUGUGGACAUUUACUUAUAGGGGCAGCCAAGAAUUCUUUUGCAAAACUCAUGGAUAAAAUCAGUCUGGCAAUGGACAGUAUACCUUUGCACAGCAACAGGAGUAUUACAUAUGUAGAAAAAGACUCCCUGGUUCAGAGGCUGGCCCGUGGACUUCAUAAAGUAAACACACUGGCCCUGAAAUAUGGUCUGCAAGGCCAUGUGCCCGUUUUGAAAAGCACAGCAUCAUUACAGAAGCAAAUAUUUGGAUUUACACAAAGGCUGCAUGCAGCAGAAGUGGAGCGUCGCUCACUGCGCUUAGAGGUCACAGAACUGAAACGGAAUGUGAAUGAAAUGAAGAAGGAGCUUGACAAAGCCCAGGGUCUCCAAAUGCAAUUAAAUGAAUUUAAGCAGUCUAAAUUGAUCACCCAUGAGAAGUUUGAAAGUGCAUGUGAAGAACUGAAUAACGCAUUACUUCGGGAACAGCAGGCUCAAAUGCUACUGAAUGAGCAGGCACAGCAACUACAGGAAUUGAAUUAUAGACUUGAAUUACAUUCCAGUGAGGAAGCUGACAAAAACCAAACUCUUGGAGAAGCUGUUAAGAGUCUCUCCGAGGCAAAGAUGGAGCUGAGAAGAAAAGAUCAAUCUCUGCGUCAGCUCAAUAGACAUCUUACCCAGCUGGAGCAGGACAAGCGUCGACUGGAGGAGAACAUCCAUGAUGCAGAGAGUGCCCUCCGCAUGGCAGCCAAAGACAAAGAAUGUGUUGCUAAUCAUAUGAGAACAGUAGAAGAUAUGCUUCAUAAGGUCAGAGAUCAGAUCUCGCUGUCACGGACUGCGGCAAGUAGGAAUGACUUCACCCUGCAGCUACCCAGACUGCACCUGGAGACCUUUGCAAUGGAGGGGCUCAAGGGCGGGCCAGAGGUUGUAGCGUGCCAGGCUAUGAUUAAAAGUUUCUUGGAUGUGUACCAGCUUGCAAGCGCUAGAAUUGCAACAUUAGAAAAGGAGAUGACAUCUCAUCGAAGUCACAUUGCAACCUUGAAAUCAGAACUUCACACGGCUUGUUUACGUGAAAAUGAAAGUUUACAAUCAACAGGAUCACGAGACCAUUCAAAUCUCUCCAUUCCUUCAAGAGCUGCUCUUCCUGCUGACGCAAUUGAUGUUGGGGAUUUUUUGCCAUUGAAAGCUGAACUUGACACAACGUACACUUUCUUAAAGGAAACACUUAUAAAUCCUGCGCCCCUGGCAUCAUCUCACUCGUCUCCAGUGACGAUGUCUGCUACUGCCAAGCGACCAGCUCAGAUUGGAUUAUGA
Molecule: messenger RNA, 2784 nt
Organism: Rangifer tarandus platyrhynchus (Svalbard reindeer)
Lineage: Eukaryota; Metazoa; Chordata; Mammalia; Artiodactyla; Cervidae
Source: the annotation of a GenBank genome assembly